Polistes dominula (European paper wasp) is the source of this 2837-nucleotide messenger RNA. RefSeq names its product transcription factor Sp8 (gene Sp1). Gene Ontology annotation, biological process: regulation of transcription by RNA polymerase II. NCBI's taxonomy places the organism in Eukaryota, Metazoa, Arthropoda, Insecta, Hymenoptera, Vespidae. The record is from RefSeq and is a predicted model, not a curated record. Gene Ontology annotation, molecular function: DNA-binding transcription factor activity, RNA polymerase II-specific; RNA polymerase II cis-regulatory region sequence-specific DNA binding.
AUUCUUCCGAAUAUUUUCAAUUUCGUAGUUUUGAAAGAAGUGCAGAGACAGGAUACAUUCUCGGAGUUUAUUAGCGGACUACCACCACUCGGCAAACUGGACGCAGAGCUCAGUAGCGGCGGUGGCCGCAGGGCUACAAGCCCUUCAGCAAUUCUUGGCAGUAUAAAUCCGGAUCAUCCAGGACUGCGGGGAACGCCAUUGGCAAUGUUGGCGGCGCAAUGUAACAAAUUGAGCAGCAAAAGUCCACCGCCACUGGCAGAUGCGGCAGUUGGUAAAGGUUUUCAUCCAUGGAAGAAGAGUCCUCAGAGCAGCGGCAGCUCACCACAACACUCGUCUGGCGGCGGUGGCGGUGGAGGCGGAGGCGGAGGAGGAGGUGGAGGUGGUGGAGGGGGGUGUACGACGACGGGAGUAAGUCAAAGACCGACGGCGACAAGCAGCGCCGGUAGUACGAGCGGUGGUUACGCCCGAGCACCGGUCACUUCUUGCGCUUCAACGGCACCGCAAUACGGUAGCGAGCUAUAUUUUCCUGGUACUGCGAGCGCACAACCUGCCGGGGAUCCUCAUCACCAUCAGAGCAGCCUACUUGGAAAGGUCGAAGGCGCGACACUCGGCUCGGUAUACGGUAGACACCCUUACGAGUCGUGGCCGUUCAACGCCAUGCCAGGCGCUACGCACGGCGGCAUAAAAGCCAGCGACGGUUGGUGGGACGUUCACGGUGCCACAGCCGCCGGUGGUUGGUUAGACGUUAGCGGCACGGUCGGUGUCGGAGUUCAUGCCGCGCAAAUGGCCAAUUACUCGGCAGACUACUCUACGAGCUUAGCAUUGGCCGGCAAUCAUUUGCUUACUACGGCCACUACCGCCGGUCACAAUCUACUCCAAGACACGUACAAAUCUAUGCUACCCGGGGGUCCUCCCGGAUUCGGGCUCCAUCAUCACGCAGCAGCAGCGGCCAGUGCCGGUGCCGGUGGCGGCGCCGGAAGUCCGCAAGGAAGCGGAGCCGGCGUCGGCGUAGGCGUCGGCGGUGGUGCCGUUAGCCAAGCACCCUCGCCGCGCUCGCAAAGACGUUACACCGGUCGUGCGACCUGCGACUGUCCUAAUUGCCAAGAAGCCGAGAGACUCGGUCCCGCCGGCGUACACCUCAGGAAGAAGAACAUCCAUAGCUGUCACAUACCUGGUUGCGGCAAGGUCUACGGAAAGACGUCCCAUCUGAAGGCCCACUUACGGUGGCACACUGGUGAGCGACCGUUUGUUUGCAACUGGCUUUUCUGUGGCAAGCGGUUCACACGUUCGGAUGAGUUGCAGCGGCACCUUCGAACCCACACCGGCGAAAAGAGAUUCGCCUGCCCGGUCUGCAACAAGCGGUUCAUGCGCAGCGACCAUCUCGCGAAGCACGUCAAGACCCACAGCAGCAGCAGCAGCGGCAGCAAGGGCAAGGGGGGAGCGGGGAGCUCGUCAGCCGAGUCCUGCUCCGACAGCGAGGACAACGGGAGUCAGCAGAGUCCCACUUCCAGCUCGGUGCCGCCGCAGCAGCCGCCACCGCCGCCGCAGCAGCAGCAGCAGCAGCAGCAGCAGCAGCAGGCUCAGGCGCAACAGCAGGCUCAGCAGCAGCAUGACCCCAAUACAGAUGACCCCUCCGUCUCUGACCGCACACCAUCCCCACCACCCGCAUCUCCCGCCUCUAAUGCACCAUCCUCAUCAUCACGCAACAUCCGUACCAGCGGCCCAUCAUCCGCACGCGGGGAUGAGCAUGCACUGAGCCCGGUGGGGCCCGGAGCCGGUGCCUGCAGUACAUCUGCCGCAACGACCCUGGGCUCCUCCUCCUCCCUAUCCUACCCCCUCAACUUAAACCUUAUCCAAAAUCACGUCAAUACUCAUUCCCAUCAUCAUCAACACCAUCACCAACAACAACAACAACAGCAUCAUCACUCCAAUCCAUCCUCCCAUCAUCAUCAUCAACAACAUCACCAACAUCACAAUCAACAGCAACAACAACAACAGCAGCAACAACAGCAACACUCUCGACAAAACAAUUCCUAUUCCAUGCAACAAAAUCCUGGUACACCUGGCUCGGUACAGACUCCUUCACCCUCCUCCCCCGCGCCUGUACAUAGUCUUUAAGCCGAAUAACGAUUCCUCUAAAGCCUUUCGUUUCCUCGGAGAGCAGGAACGGAGGGAGCAGCCUGCCUCUCCUUCGACCGCUGUGCACGCGGAUUUUGCUGACUUUGUUAACUUGUAAAUACUAUAAAUAAUAGUGAGCGUGUGUGAGUAAGAAAGGACAGAGAGAAUGGUAACGCGUACGAAAGAGCAAACGAGAGAAAGUGAGAAAUAUAUAUAUAUAUAUAAAUAUAAAUAUAAAUAUAAAUAUAAAUAUAAAAUGAUAUAUAUUAAUUAAGCGGUGUAAUGUAAAAUACAUAUACAUAUAUGUACGUAGGUAUGCACUGUCGCGCUGUACGAUACACAGACACGAGUCGUCGUCAUCGUCGUUUCUCCUUCACCCCAAUCAUCAUCCUAUUUACUUACGCUUUGCGAAGUGAGAGCGAGAGAGAGAGAGAGAGCGAGCGAGCGAAAGAGAGAAAGAGAGAGAGAGUGAAAGAAACGCAAAUGCGUGUUCUGGGCGACGUUCGGUCAAAAGCACGAUGCACUCCGUACAAGUUCCAAUCGCGGUUGCCGAGAGAUGAUUGGUACCAACGAUGAUUAACGAAUUUUAUUGUUAAAUCUAUCAUUUUGUUGUAGAAGCGAACUCCCGAAGGUCUUGCGUUUGGAACUUGAACUCGGACGAUGUCCCAUAUCAGCUCACCACCCUUUCAACGUAAUAACAUACUAUUAUUAUUAAUGAA